Messenger RNA from Neurospora crassa OR74A, 339 nucleotides. RefSeq lists its product as hypothetical. The record is from RefSeq and is a predicted model, not a curated record. NCBI's taxonomy places the organism in Eukaryota, Fungi, Ascomycota, Sordariomycetes, Sordariales, Sordariaceae. Bases 1 to 339 code for a protein of 112 amino acids. The transcript has 3 exons.
AUGGCUACAUACAUCUUUCCUUCCUUUUCGUCCGCCUGCCUCGGUGAAAUCAUCCACGUGAAUUAUUCUCUUUCGAGGAAGAGCAAGAGCAAGAGCAAGAGCAAGAGCAAGAGCAAGAGCAAGAGCAAGAGCAAGAGCAAGAGCAAGAGCAAGAGCAAGAGCAAGAGCAAGAGCAAGAGCAAGAGCAAGAGCAAGAGCAAGAGCAAGAGCAAGAGCAAGAGCAAGAACAAGAGCAAGAGCAAAGACGCUGGGACGGGAUUCUCCAAAUUUCAGCAUGUUUUCUCCAGGGUAAGACUCGAAGAUAUCAUGGAAGGAACGGACAAUUGGCGGGAGGCGUGA